This is a messenger RNA of Pollicipes pollicipes, 1188 nucleotides long. Its product is annotated as putative thiopurine S-methyltransferase. Bases 120 to 803 code for a protein of 227 amino acids. The transcript has 7 exons. The record is from RefSeq and is a predicted model, not a curated record. Gene Ontology annotation, molecular function: thiopurine S-methyltransferase activity. Lineage: Eukaryota; Metazoa; Arthropoda; Thecostraca; Pollicipedomorpha; Pollicipedidae.
ACGCGAGCUGGUUUUGCCCAUUUCGUGCUGCGUAUAAAACGCUCGCGGUGGAGAUUUUUCUUCUUCUUAAAAAGGUGGGGCGCUUGAAGAAUCCUAGAAGAAAUACGCACUUGUUCUCAAUGGCCGGCACCGCUGAUCGGCUUGAGGGAUGGGCCGACAAGUGGUCGGCGGACAUCAUCCCGUUCCACCGGGCUGAUGUCAACCCGCACCUCAUGAAGUGGUGUCACAAGCUGGCGCACGACGACCAGCCGAGCAAGUUCCUGGUGCCUCUCUGUGGCAAGUCUGUCGACAUGAUGUGGCUGUACAAGAAAGGGCACACCGUCUUCGGCAUAGAGGGUGUGGAGAAGGCUAUCGUCCAGUUCUUCACGGAAAACGACCUGAAGUAUACGAAAUCGCCCACCGGAGCUGGACAGCUGUUCCAGACAGCGGACGGCCGCCUCCAGCUGCACCAGGCUGAUAUCUGCGAGAUGGAUCCGGCGCUGAUCGGUCCCGUAGACGCCAUCUGGGACCGCGGCUCCUACGUGGCAAUCUACUGCGAGGACAGGCCCAAGUACGCCAAGUUCAUGAAGGGCGUGAUGUCGCGCAAGUGUCAUUACCUGCUGUGGGCGGUGGAAUACGACUCCAGCCUGUUCUCCGGGCCGCCCCGCAAUCUUUCCAAGGAUGACAUUGAGAAGGACUGCGGCUCCUUCGCCAAGAUCGAGUGCCUUACUUGCGACGAGCACACCGUCGAAACAUUCCCUAAGAUGGCGAAUUGGAACCUGAAGGAAAUGAAAGAGGUGGUGUACAUGCUGACCCUCAAGUAGCCAACCACCGCCAUGGUGACUUCCACUGCCGGUCGAAAAAUUUACCCUGCUGUUAUACCGCUUCGAUGAGCGCGCGGAAGAACUGCGAAUGGCUCUCAGGAAGGCGCAACACUGACCAGGUGUCUUCAAACCUUUCCAUCAUGGCCGUAGUCUGUUCAUGAUUCAUAAACGAAGCGAAUCGUCUCGAGGAUCAUGUCUUAAGCCCAUGAUUAAAAGGUAGCUGGCAGCUGGCUCUUGUUCCACCUGCCUUGACAGCUUGCGGUGCCAGCAGAUAUCAGCUGAUACUUUUGGCAGCCGAACCGUGAUAUGCCUCAUAUUUUGAUAUAUUCCAGCUGAUUUGUUACCACUUAUCCAUUUCAUGUAGAAUAUAAUCGACGCAAAUAUG